Messenger RNA from Cryptotermes secundus, 6777 nucleotides. Its product is annotated as Golgi-associated PDZ and coiled-coil motif-containing protein. Lineage: Eukaryota; Metazoa; Arthropoda; Insecta; Blattodea; Kalotermitidae. Gene Ontology annotation, molecular function: transmembrane transporter binding. The transcript has 9 exons. Gene Ontology annotation, biological process: negative regulation of protein localization to cell surface. Bases 8 to 2368 code for a protein of 786 amino acids. The record is from RefSeq and is a predicted model, not a curated record. Gene Ontology annotation, cellular component: trans-Golgi network transport vesicle; Golgi apparatus; membrane.
AGCAAACAUGGCUGCUACUGCAAUAAGCUUUAGGUGGCUGGAUAUAUUAGAAAAAGAAUUUGAUGAAGCAUUUGUAGACUUGGACAUUCUAAUAGGUGAUCUGGAUUCUGGAGAAGCAGAUAUGGUUUAUACAGCACACCAGAAGAUGGCAACGUUGAGUUCCUGUUUUGCCCAGCUCACACACAAGGCUCAAACAGUUUUCCAAAACAGUGCCAAGGUUGAGGCAGAGUUGGUGUACCUCCGAGCAGAGCUGAUUGAUGCUAAGGCACAGCGUUCUGUACUGGACCAAGAGCUACACACUCUGUUGUUACAGCUGCAUGCCUGCCAACUGCAGCACCUGCCUGGUGUACACACGGAACCAGAUGCUGAACGAAUCCGCAGAAGAUUAGAGGAAGAGUUGCAGCAAUCUCCAACGCAUCAGCACAGAUUGAAGGAAGAUGGAAUGCAAAUGAGCCUCUUGGAACUGGCAUCUCUCCACAGUGAACUCUCUCAACUGCGAAGUGAAAACACAGCUUUGCGUAACACAUUGCUUGCCUUGCAGAGCGAAGUGUAUGGUGCCAAGCUUACAGCAAAAUACCUGGACAAAGAACUGGCUGGCAGAAUACAACAGUUGCAGUUACUUGGGCGAGAAAUGCGAGGUGAAAUUAGGGACAAGCUAUGGCGACAGCUAGAAUCAGAAAUCUUAUUGCAUCGCCACAAAGCUGUGAUAAGAGCUUGUCGUAGCAAAGGAAAUGGCACAGGUGGUGAUAAUACAAUACGUGCAUCAGAACCUCCAUUAAAUGAUAACAGAAGUCAGCAGGGUAUUGAUGAACCUAGAUUCGUCACCGUCCAGCGAGAAACGGGAGAAGGUCUGGGAAUUUCCAUUACUGGAGGCCGUGAACAUGGUGUGCCUAUUUUGAUCUCAGAAUUGGAGCCCGAAGGAGCAGCAGCAAAAUGUGGUGCGCUGUAUGUUGGAGAUGCGAUACUUUCUGCAAAUGGCAAGGACUUGAAGCAGGCCUCUCAUCAAGAAGCUGUGGAUAUCUUGCAGUCGCAGUUGGGUGACAUGUGCUUGGAAGUGCAGUACAUUGCAGCAGAGGACAGCGAUGAGGAGAAUUCACUUGGAGAAGACAUGUAUGGCUUUAGAUACCGGUUCUUUGAUGAUGAGGUGCUGGAUGGAAACACCAUGGUCAACUUACACCCGUUACAGAAUGGUUACAGCAACAGCCAACAAAAUGGUAACAACCGUGCCUUACUGUCCACUCCAACUGCUCCCCGAACUCCAGAAUCACCCAACAGGAUUGCAUCUGAUUGCAGUUCACCCAGUAGUCCCACAUCUACAACAGCAACAAACAAGCCUGCAGAUUGUCACAGCUCAUCUCUUGGUGCUGCAUCUGUUCAACACUCCACCAAUUGCACUAACCCACUCAGCUGUCACUCUGAUGUUAAUUGCUCCAACAUCAACACAGAUUUGUCUCCAUACUCCCCAAUGCAGAUUUCUACAGAUGGCAGCCACAUGGGAAGAUCCUCCAAUAGUGAAGAGUCUUUAGGGAAGAGCCCAGUGAAGGAGUCGAGUAGUUACUGUGAAACAGAUCAGAAAAGCAUAUCUGUUCCAUCAACACCAAAUAACAAUAGCACUGGUAAUAGGGAUCUAGCCUUUAAUGGGAACAAUUUUGAAAGUGAUAUCAAUGCACAUAUUGGUAUUUCAACUUUACAGCAGGUUUUUGGCAAAUCAAAUUCUGCCUCUUCCAUAUCUCUUGAACACAGAAGUUUAGAAGUAGUGGACGAUGUCAAAUUUAAACAAGACAGUGGUGAGACUGUAGGUACAAGUGAUAAAUCUCCAGUAAAGUCAUCUGAAGGUGCUGUGGCUCUUAAAACUAUGAAUAACGGCAGUGAAGUAAUGAAAGGUCAAAAAGGUAAGAGUUCUGAUUUUGCAAGUAAGUCUCCAACAAAAUCUCUCAAGCAAGAAUACAAGAACAGAGAAUUGGUUAUGUCAGAACUUGUGUCCGUUGAUUCCUCAUCAGCUGCUGGUGAUGGGUCUUCACAGCCAUCACCUAAUUGCCACAAAGUCGGAAGGAAAGGUGUUAACACAACAUCCAAUUAUGUACUGAAAUUGUCUGAUAAAGGUCGCCGAAGUGGCAAAGCACACAGGAUGGUUCAAAAUGUUAAUGAGGGUAGUAGUACAAGUAGUAGUUUUGAUGAAGAACAGAUGGUAGCACAUCGCAAGGUGAGCAGUUCAAAACUACGAGAUGGAAGCUUAAGAAAUGUCGCUGAGGCUUCUGUUCUAGCUGUUGGAAAUAGUCCUACUCAUUCCAGUACUGAACACAGGAAAAUUGCAGAUAGAGUUGUUGUGGACAGUUUUGGAGACCCAGAUUUUGGUACCCCAGUAUAACUGAGCUUCUAAAUCGUGUUGACAGAGUUAGCAUGUCACAUGGUAUCAGUUACGUCCUACAAAUGCAUGUGACAUGGAUUCUGUAGGUACCAGCGCUGGGUUCAAGCACUUUGGUUUGACCAUUAUAAUGCUUACGCUUUGUUGCAGUUUGCACAUAAGAGUGUAUAAGCGCUCAAAUGCCAUUCUUCUGAUUGAAGGAGGAAAGAAGCACAAAUAUUUGCUUUUUCAUGCCCAGACACAGCACACUAGUGUCAUACUGUCUUACUGCCUAGCCGUAAACCUGCGUUUCAACCUUCAGGACUACAAGUGUCAGUGUGGGCUGGGUGCGUAGCUGAUUACGCCAUAUAUGUAAAACAGCAUGGAGCGAAAUUUUUUUUAUUUACAAACUUUUUUUAUUGAAAAGUAAUGUUAGUGCACAAAAGUAAAAAUAUGACCUUGCAUGUGUGGAACUGACUUCAGUAUCUGCAGUCUUAACAUAGAAAGUGCUCUUACUGAGGUUUUUGUGGUUUUCCUCAGUCCCUUUAGACAAAUUGCAGUAUAGUACUUCAAAUUAGUCAGUGUCUGCUUUCUUCCACAUUCUUUCCACUUCAUUAUCCAGUUAACCAAUCAACCAACCAUCACUAUAUAAUCUAAGCUGCAGGCACCAUCAUAAAUAAAUCAGUACCCAGACAGCAGAAGGAAAUAUUCAGCUGAGCAGGUUCAUGUAGCAGUAAUGCUGUAGACUUGUAUUCAUAAUCUGCUCUGGUAAAAUUCCAGCCAGGACACCAGUUAUUGUGGCAGGUUUCUCUUGAUUUUGCUGAGUCCCUCCAGGCAGAUCAGACCAUGAUCAGCAAUAACAUGUACAGCAGCUUCAGUUACCUCACGCUAAUUUAGCCAAUAAAAUUGGUUAGAUUUUUUGGCUGAAACAUUCUUCUGACAUAACCGCAGAAAUGCAGUGAAGCCAAAUGGCUUGUCCUCUGCAUCAACAAGGUUCUUACUUGUUCCUUGCAGUUGUAUAUUUAACAUAUUCAGUUUCUCAAAGAUAUCUGUCAAAUAACUCACAAAUGCUUGACCAUCAGCUGUUUGUAGGAGUUUCAUUUCAGGUUUGUCAUUCAAAAACUCGCUAAGAAUAUCAAGUAGUUCCAUGAAUCUUCUCAGGCAGUUCCCUAUGACAGCCAUCUGACCUCAGUGUGAAGCAACAGUCAUAUGUUCAGCGUUUGUAUCCUCACAGAAUUGUUUGAAGAGACUCGCAUUUGGCAUUAGCUUUGAUAGUGUUGAUAUAGUUUAUAACUGAAUUCAAUAUCUAAUUUAGAACAGGUGAAAGUUUUUUGGAAACUAAAUUUUCUCUGUGAAUAACACAAUGCACAAGCCACAACAGGAGCACUCUCUGUAGCACAAGAGGUAUUAUUUUUCAUUGAUAUUUGAGUUUCAUCUAAAUAAUUUUUGUGUUUAUUAUAUAUAUCAGUAGCAGUAGUGGUGGUUUGCAAUGCUUCACAGAGCAACAUAAAUUCACCAUUGUCAAUAUAUAUGACAUAGGCCACCAAAACAGCCUCACUGUUCCCUACAGUUGAUUCAUCCAUGUGUAUUGAGAAUUUUCUUGAUCUCAACUGCUCAACUGAAUUCAGUAUGCAACAGAACAAGAUCUUGAGUGCUCUCUAUUGGGAAGCAAGAAGCAAAAUGGGUUAAAUGAUCCCAAAUUCAGCCAUUGGAAACCAACCAACUUUUCAACAAGUUGUGUUUCCACAUCUUUAGCCACCUCAUAUAUUAUUUUGCUAACAGUGUUUUUGCUCAGUGGCAUUCCUUUGACAUCUUAGUCAUCUUUCUUCAGAAUUGUUUUGAGAAAAGUUGCUGGCUUGAUUAAAUCCUCCCCAGUAGUAAGAUUUUUUUGUCUCGUUUUAUCCAUGAGCAGAGAAAUUUCAUGACUAGCUGCAAGAGUACAAUUUUGGGUAGCAGUUCAUACAGAGAACAAUGAUUCUAUUGUUAAUCUUUUCUCAGACUUCUCCUUUAGAGACUUAAAUUGGUUCAAAUCAUAGUUUAUAUAAGCACCAUGUUUUGCCUUCAAAUGUGCUUGGAGAUGACCUUUUCUCAUUGUAUUCAUUGGUCAAGCAGUGUUGGCACAGUAGACAGAAUGCUGACCAUUCAUCCUGAGGAUCAGAUAUGAAACAAAACUUCAGAUACUCAUGUGAAUAUUGAUGAACAUUUUUCUUGCUUGCACUAUUCAUUUUAUGCAUGGGGUUAGCAGCAACUGAAAGGAAAAUAGGUUUAUAAAGUAUACUGUAUGCAUGUGUGGAUUAUACAAGGAAAUUAAUGGUGUUUAACAUGUAUUUAUGCUACUACAAACACAUAUGUGGUAUAAUAAAUAAAUGGCAUUUUUAUUUAAUGCUGAUACUGUGUUGUUAGUAGGUAACCAUCUCUUAUUUAGGUAAAAAUGAUGUUUCACUAACAGUUGAUAAAUGUAACCAUCUUACCAGAUGAGAAGCUGGGUAAGAUGGGUUGUUACUAUGUCUCUUUAUCUUAAAGCCAUCCUUGUUUAUGGAUGUACUGUUAUACUUUUGGCAUUUAUAGGUUACAUUGGGUUUGAUGUUUAAAUAUUAUUAUUGGAGGAAUGAAAAUAUACUGCAAACAAAUUUUAAAAGUCUACUGUCACAAGCAGAGAGAAAGAAACAACGAAAUAUGAGAAAUUAUGUUUAUGUUUUCAGCUGUUAAAUGAACCUAAUACAGUUGUGGCAAAGUGUUCAUUUUAUUUAAAUUGGUGGUAGUGUGACUUUUGGGUAACCAGAAAACUAACAACAUGUAAAAAUGUUACAUAUAAAAAUGCCUGCUAGCAUAAAAACAUUGACAAUACAUAAGAAAAUUAAACAAACUUAACUCUUUUCUACAACAAAAACUGCACAAAGUUAAAUUGGAAAUGUUUACUUUUCAGAAGUGACAGAUGCUAUGGUCUAACUUUCACAUACUUAUGCUCCCAAGUAUUUAUGUUGACUGCUGUACUAGUGUUGCCAACUCUUUUUCCUCGGAAAGUCAGGGUUGCAACAUCGAUAAUUUAUUGCUGACAGUGGUGAUUUUUUUUACUAUAUCGGUGAUGAGGUGAUGAAUGCAACAUCAUUUGCUCAUUGCCCCACUCUGGGAAGCACUGCUACUCGUAUAUAGUCUGAGAUACUGACAGCGUGAUAAACUAAACCCACAAGGAAAAAAAAUAAGUACAUCAUAUGUAAGUGAAAUAAUACCCAUGUUACAUUUAUCUGUUCUUAUUUAUGUAUUUAAAUUAUAUCCAAGUAGCUUAAUAAUAUUAGUCAGAUGGAUAUUUUAUAGAAUGUAAUGAAAACACAGUAAAUGCUACAAAAGUUAUUUGACAGUGAUGUGACAUAACUUGUAAAGCUAUUGUUUUAGACUUCGCCUGUCAUCCUAAAUCUUAAUAUAGAAACCACAGUGUUUUGGAAAUGGGUUGAAUUUGCAUCUUCUGGUGUAGAAGGCAUGAAGAGAUUCCUAUUCUAUUGGGUACCUAGGCAGAAUUACUCUUAUGCACUAGGUUGAACUGCUGUGUCAGUAUUCUUAUCAUGAUUGCCUUCCUGGAAUGUCAUGACAUCCAGUUGUUAUAACAUGCCUCUUAUCAAUGGUUCCUUCAGUUGGUAUGCAUUACUGUUGGGCAGUGCAUACCAAGAAAAUUGUCAGAAGUGUGUCAGAUCUGCUGAUGCUAUUUAUAGUUCAAACUUGAUACUAAAACCAAGCAUGAAACUACCAUUUUUUUUUUCCUGUAGAAAGAGACCUGUGCUUCUAACUCUUUCAGGUGAUCUCCUCUCGAAUUAACUCUGACAUUAAGUAACCGGGUUCCAGUCCAAUUUGAGACCGAAUCUAUGGAAUUUAAAAUCCAGGCAAAUGAAACUGGAAUUGUACUAAAGGGAUGCUGUAUAAUAAGUAAAGAAAGCACCAGAAAUGGGCUCACUCUAUUAGAAUUAGAUUGACAUGAUAAAAUUACUGUUCAGUCCAGUAUGAGACUGGGUCUACCAAAUUUGAAACUGAAACAGACCAAAUGAAAACUGACCAGGUGGGAUAUAAUUUGCUAAAAUAAAUUAACCUAAAGGAAAGAAACAGAUAAACAUUCACAUGAAGUAUCAACUAAACCUCUUAGCACUGCAUUCAGAAACUAAUAGUGUGAUGUAUUUCCAGUUCUGUUCAUUUAAUUAGUGGGUUUAACUUUCCAAGAGGGAGAACUGGAGACAGCAGAGUGUAAGAGUUGAUGAUACUUCAUUAUGGUGACUCACUCCUGUUUAACUCAUCAUUUUAUCGCCUUUAUACAAGCAAUAUGAGGCUUAUGCACAUGCUGCUUUCAAGGAAGGUAUCAACCUAUUAAGUUUUGAAUUUGUAAAAAAUAAAUCAGACUUAUUGUUACCUGAUCAGAAAUUUAAAGUGAAUUACGUACUGUGAAAAGG